This is a messenger RNA of Selaginella moellendorffii, 1647 nucleotides long. RefSeq lists its product as uncharacterized. Bases 9 to 1619 code for a protein of 536 amino acids. Lineage: Eukaryota; Viridiplantae; Streptophyta; Lycopodiopsida; Selaginellales; Selaginellaceae. The transcript has 7 exons. The record is from RefSeq and is a predicted model, not a curated record.
UUUACAGGAUGCUUUCCAGAAAUCUCUCGUCGCUAGGUAGUUUUUCUCCACUGCCGUCGCUGUGUCGUUUAUCUCCGUUGCUGGGCAGUUUAUCUGCGGCUCUGAAGCGUACCACGCUACCCAUCUAUCGCCCUGUCCCCAAGGCAACCGAGAUCUUGAAACCAGGGGAAGGGUUUGAUGAUGUUGUCAGGAACUUCAUCUCAAGGGAUGUUGGUUAUGCUCAGGCGGUGUCCAGGUUCGUCUCCAGAGCAGCUCGGCCGCAUGAAGAGGAGGCAGCGGCGCUGGACGAGCACGAAAGCGCGUGCUUAGAUGCCAUUCUUUCGAGAUGGCAUCCCUCUGAUCCGGACGAGACGCUGUUCCUGGUGCUGGCACUCUGCUACAUCGCCCGCCUCUCCGAUGCCCAGAGGAGCGCGUGUGCUGCGACGCUGGGUUGGGAUGGCGCGCGAACGCAGAUGGACUGCAUGGUUGAUUUCGCUCGCCGCGUGCUGCUCUCGCGGACUGGACUUACAAGCCUUGCCUCGCUAGACGCAUCGAAGCAAGAUGGGGAGGUGACGGAGCACCUGGAGCGUUUGUGGAGCGAGUUUUGCAAGGACAGGAACAUCGAAGUGAGUUCCACUGAGGUGGCGCGCAACAUUAUUGAUAUGGAUCUCUUGCCGGCAGAGCCUUACCGCAAGCCUUGCAAUGGGGAAUUCAGAUGGCGAUGCAAAGGGGAGGCGGAGGAGAAGUGGAGCAUCAAAAUGUCCCCUUUGAGUACCACGUUUACGGGGGAAGUGCCAAAGCUACUGGACUUGGUGUCCAAAGUUGUAAUGUGCGACUUCUUCAGUUUUGUCCCAGUGGAAAAUCUGGGGUGGAACAUGAGAUCGGUUGUACGGGACCGAGCUCGACAAGACCAAGUAAAACUGGUUUACUCGCAGCUUGCGGGACAUCGAGUCCGGCUGCCUCACCCGUAUGUUGAAGUGGACUCCGUAGAAUCUGCACCUCUGCGGGUCAAGGAACUGGUACUGCUGCUCGAAGGGAUCCACAACAACAAGCUCCUGCGAUCGCUUGCUCUCGAGAGGCCACCGUUGUCUGUGUUGCCGCACUAUCAUGCCAUCUCGACUUGCACGCAGCAUGCUCGCAUCUGGCUUGGACGCUACGACCUCCGAAUCUAUUACGACCACAACUUGACGUAUGGCCGGCUUGGGACACAGGAUUCUAGCACGCAAGAGGAGGAGGAGGUUCUAGCAAAUGGUUUCUGCAAGGAGCGGACUCCGUCCUUCAUGGAGAAAGCUGUAAGGGACUGCACGGUGGAAGCCAUGUGGUUGGUCCCCGACGAAAAGGGAUGGCUAAUGAACAUGCGGCCAGUGGACUACGAUUUCGCGAAGCCACCGGACACAGUGAUGUGGCGCGCUUAUAGACAGUACGUUGGGCAUCCCGUAGUGGUUCCGGAAGAUCUUCAAAUCCAGUUUUUACUCCUUCCCACUAUCGAUUAUGAAUACACCCGGUUCCUUGGCCGGGAGACCAAGUCGAAGCACAGCAGAGAUCAUCUCUUUCCACCGGCGAUCGAGGAAUUCUCAACGGAGGACCUCAUAAGAGACGACAUUCCAGUACCACCAGUUGACAUUCCAGUAAGCUCUUAAAUAUAAACUAGAAAGUUGUGAAGGACAA